Molecule: messenger RNA, 285 nt
Organism: Meloidogyne enterolobii
Lineage: Eukaryota; Metazoa; Nematoda; Chromadorea; Rhabditida; Meloidogynidae
Source: the annotation of a GenBank genome assembly
AUGGAUGAGCUUAAUUUUAAUAAUAAAUCAACUCUGGAAAAAAUUAAUAUAUUUGAUGAAUUAAAUUAUAACUCAAUUUAUGAGCAUUUCCUUCUAAUUGAAUGCAUAUCCCUAAGUUAUUUAAAUCCAGAAAUUCGAUGUUCAAAAGUAAAAAGCCGAGUAAGAAUUGCAAUGACUAAAUGGGUUGAUGAAGAAGUAUUUAAUUUAAAAUUAAAGGAUUGUCUCAAGGAAUAUCAUGUAUUGACUGGUUAUGAAUUUAAAAGAACAAUUAAAUAUGAAAAGUAA